Messenger RNA from Lucilia cuprina (Australian sheep blowfly), 575 nucleotides. RefSeq names its product thyroid transcription factor 1-associated protein 26. The transcript has 2 exons. Lineage: Eukaryota; Metazoa; Arthropoda; Insecta; Diptera; Calliphoridae. Bases 16 to 516 code for a protein of 166 amino acids. The record is from RefSeq and is a predicted model, not a curated record.
UGAUUGGCUUGAUAUAUGCUAAUAAGAAGAAGUUUCAAAACAAAGCGUGAAUUAAAUAGAAUUUAUAAAAGUUUAAAAAAAGUUUAUUUAUUUAAUAAGAACCAUACUAAAAUGGUUAAUACAAAUAAAGCUAAUCAUACCAAAACAAAACCCUUCACAAAACCCCAACAUACUAAUAAGAAUAAAAGCGGUGGACGAGGUACAGGUGGUGGAGCUCCAUACAAAAAGCCAGCACAUGGUAAAGCAGCUUUUGUAAAAUCCAAGGAGGCCCAGAGACAUGAACGUGCCAAAAAAUUCCAAGAACGUCAGGCCUUAAGAGCUCAAAAACAAAAAGAACUGGAGGAGGAACGUGCUAAAGCUAAAAAGGAAAAGGAAGAAAAGAUUAAACAAUACAAAAAGAAACGUUUGGAGAAGACUAAAGCCAUUAGUAAAAGAACACAACGUGGUCAGCCUUUAAUGAAGGAUCGUAUGCAAUUGUUAUUGAAACAGAUACAAGAAAUGAAAAAGAAUGGAUAAUAUUUUUUUACUGUUUGAUUUAAAUUUUAGAAUAGGUAAUAAAUAUAGAUUUUAUUAGA